UCGCAUAUAUCUGAGCUGCACUGUAUGCAGCCUGUGGAGUAAGAAUGAUGGUUUGCUAGAUUUGCAGUGGACCAGGUGGCAAUUUGCAGGGAGGAAAAUCUUAUGGAGGCUCCAAAGAUGCCAGGAUGCUUUACAUCAAAUACAAAUUGUGCAAGAUUUCCUCAGUUUAUCCUGCACGCUACAAGGCCAAGCCUCUUGAGCUGUCUAAACUCAUCUACUGCUCCCGUACUGUUCCAGAAUUAGAGAAGGUUCUUGAAGAACUAAAGGUUCUUUUAGAAUAUUAUGAGAAGGAAACUGGACAGAAACCCAAACUUUUGGGCUUAGGACUGAGCUCCAGAAAGAAUCUCUGUAUUCAUCCUGAGGUGAGUGCAGAAAGAGAAGGAAAGAAAGUAGAUGGGAAGUGUCUGAGUUUGACUGCAUCUUAUGUACGUUUGAAACAUAAGGAAGACAAUACAGUCCCUGUCUGUGCACUUUAUGAGGCUUUUGAUGCUCAUGGUAAGGAGGAGAAGCUUGCUCCUGGAGUGUAUAAUCUAGGUGAUCUAAAAGAAGUUGGCAAGAACAAGGGGUGGUGUCCAUAUUAUUUGGCAAGAUACACAAUUUAUCACGCCAACAUAGUCGUGUACAGUUAUCAUUACCUCUUGGAUCCUAAAAUCGCUGACCUUGUGUCCAAAGAACUGGAGAAGACUUCAGUUGUUGUCUUUGAUGAAGCACACAACAUUGAUAAUGUGUGUAUUGAAUCUCUGAGUGUGAAAAUAUCAAGACGAACUUUAGACAGAAGUCAUACCAAUGUUGAGUCAUUGGCUAGAACUGUGAAGAAUCUCAAACUUAGAGAUGCUGACAAACUAAGGCAGGAAUACAACAGACUAGUUCAGGGUUUACGAGAUGCAAGUGUUGCAAGAGAAACUGAUGUGGUAUUAGCUAAUCCAGUAUUACCCGAUGAAAUCUUGGAAGAGGCAGUGCCUGGAAAUAUUAGACAAGCUGAACAUUUUGUGAAUUUCAUGAGACGAUUCAUUGAGUACUUAAAGACCAGGCUGAGAGUACAGCAUGUGGUACAGGAAAGCCCUCCAUCUUUUCUACAGCAUGUUUAUCAGCAAGUCUGUAUUGAAAGGAAACCUCUUAGAUUCUGUGCUGAGAGGCUGAGUUCUUUGCUGUACACUUUGGAACUUCCUGAUGUUCAAGACUAUGGCCCCCUGACAUUGAUUGCCAAUUUUGCAACUCUUGUGAGCACCUACAGCAAAGGUUUCACCCUUAUUAUUGAGCCAUUUGAUGAUAGAACACCAACCAUACCAAAUCCAAUCCUUUACUUCAGUUGUAUGGAUGCUUCCAUCGCCAUAAAACCUGUUUUUGAUAGAUUCCAGUCAGUUGUCAUCACGUCAGGGACAUUGUCGCCAAUAGACAUGUAUCCUAAGAUUCUUGAUUUUAGACCAGUUACUAUGGCAACAUUCACAAUGACGCUUGCCAGAAUUUGCUUGUGUCCUAUGAUUGUUGGCAGAGGAAAUGAUCAAGUGGCCAUUACAACAAAGUUUGAAACUAGAGAUGAUACUUCUGUCAUGCGUAACUACGGUAACCUAUUGGUGGAAAUGUCAGCAGUGGUGCCUGAUGGGAUAGUUUGUUUCUUUGUCAGUUAUCAGUACAUGGAGGCAGUUGUGUCCAUCUGGCAUGACCAGGGCAUUAUCAGCAACAUUCAGAGAAAUAAACUGCUCUUCAUUGAAACACAAGAUGCAGCAGAAACCAGUUUAGCUCUUCAUAAUUACCAAAGGGCUUGUGAAAAUGGGAGAGGAGCCAUAUUGCUCUCAGUAGCCAGAGGAAAAGUUUCAGAGGGAAUCGACUUUGAUCAUCAUUACGGCAGAGCAGUUAUUAUGUUUGGUAUUCCUUAUGUUUAUACACAAAGUAGGAUUUUAAAGGCCAGGCUUGAGUAUCUCAGAGAUCAGUUUAACAUCAGAGAAAAUGAUUUCCUUACCUUUGACGCCAUGAGGCACGCUGCUCAGUGUGUUGGUCGAGCCAUCAGAGGAAAAACUGAUUAUGGAAUCAUGGUGUUUGCUGACAAGAGGUUUUUCAAAGUAGACAAGAGAGGUAAACUGCCAAAAUGGAUCCAGGAGUACCUGAAAGAAGGAGUAUGCAACCUUUCCAUCGACGAGGCAGUGCAGAUCAGCAAGAGAUUCCUUAGACAGAUGGCUCAACCGUUUGACAAGGAGGAUCAGCUUGGCUUAUCACUUCUAACUGUUGAACAAGUGGAGUCUGAAGAGUUUCAGAAACGAAUUCUACAGUCAGCUGUUGCCUAAUUCUGUAAGAGAGGAUACUUACCUUCAACUUGAGGAAACUUCCGUUACAAGCGACCUUCAUUUCUGACGUUGAUGGACCUCAAAACGCACAUUGUAUCUUCACGAAUACAAUGAUAUAUAGCAAAUGCAAUAGAAGAAGCGUAAAUGGUUCAAAGCAGAGAAGCCUUCACGUACUACACUGGGCUAGGACUUGAUUAUAGUGAGGAUGAAGGCCAGCUAACAACACGCUCCUAUCCCCUUCUGCAAUACGAAAUGAUGAAUGCAAAAAAAUAAAAGUAUAAUGGACGAAAAGCAGCAGCCAAAAUAGUCAAGGCAGAGUGAAAUUUGUAGUUCGUCCCUGAGGGACAUGUGAAAUGCUUCCAUGUCACCGUGAAUGAAGCUUAAAAGUUCUGACCGUUUUCUGUGUUGCUAAAUCGCGCAGACAACCUAUCAAAUAUAGGCCUGUCCUAAGUUGGAAAAAAACAUCCGACUUAUAGAUCAAGAAUAACUUUGUUAAAGUUUACAUUGUCACACGUAUGUUUGUUAUGGUUAUUUACUUAGCCUUGUGUUCAAAAAAUUGGUACCCAAGCAGUAUUGACAAUUUAAGAAAAGUUCCCUGAAGGAGACAUGUGUCAGUUAUUGUGCGGUUUGCACGCUGAACGUUUUACAUGUGUACCGUACAAGCUUACCUUGACUAACCCGUUGCAUUUAUUCAGUUUUGUAGCCUAUCAUGAUAUAAAUAAAGUUGUUUGUUCUUUCUUUCAGUAAACUGAUGAAAGUCAAUUAAAGAACUAAGA
Messenger RNA from Orbicella faveolata, 3058 nucleotides. Its product is annotated as general transcription and DNA repair factor IIH helicase subunit XPD-like. Gene Ontology annotation, biological process: positive regulation of mitotic recombination; transcription by RNA polymerase II; nucleotide-excision repair. Lineage: Eukaryota; Metazoa; Cnidaria; Anthozoa; Scleractinia; Merulinidae. The record is from RefSeq and is a predicted model, not a curated record. Gene Ontology annotation, cellular component: nucleus. Gene Ontology annotation, molecular function: DNA helicase activity; hydrolase activity, acting on acid anhydrides, in phosphorus-containing anhydrides; ATP binding.